AUGAAGCGCAUACAGAUCAUCACCACACACAAACACAGCUAUCAAAAGAGGGCUGCUACAGAGAUGUUGGGAAUGGGGCUCAAUUUACAAACAAAUGUUACGCACGCGAACAACGACAAGCAGACUGUGUCACUGCAAGACGCUCCGCACCGUCUUCUGCAACAACAUCAAGAAACGAUACUGCGAGAUGCCAGAAUUAGGCUAAACUCCAAGAAGUCCUUCAUGGACGAUGAAUUUUAUCUGCCAGAAAUGACGCCCUUUGGUGUAUCGCGGAUCCCUUCUGAAAACGGGCGAGGAUUUGCGUCCCCAGCCAACAUGAGGGCGGUGCCAAAAUCUGGCUACCCACUUGCACAGACGCACAAGAAAGCGAAGGAAAACAGCCUGAAGGCGAUGCAAGCCUCGGAGGCGAACGGGAGGGCGCUAGAGCAACAGUUCUACCAAAACCAGCUAGCUGCUGCGGUCCAGCAACAACAGCAACAACAACAACAACAACAACAACAACAACAACAACAACAACAACAACAACAGCAUCAUCAACAGCAGAUUCACCAACACAAUCCUUACCUGACCAACAACGGGUUUCGUGGCUACUCUAUGCAGCAGGAAGCGUGCGUGAUGGACGGGCCAAGAAACUGGCAGCACUAG
Lachancea thermotolerans CBS 6340 is the source of this 645-nucleotide messenger RNA. RefSeq names its product KLTH0D02596p. The record is from RefSeq and is a predicted model, not a curated record. NCBI's taxonomy places the organism in Eukaryota, Fungi, Ascomycota, Saccharomycetes, Saccharomycetales, Saccharomycetaceae. The transcript has a single exon. The coding region runs from base 1 to 645 and encodes 214 amino acids.